Molecule: messenger RNA, 1947 nt
Organism: Pecten maximus
Lineage: Eukaryota; Metazoa; Mollusca; Bivalvia; Pectinida; Pectinidae
Product: tripartite motif-containing protein 2-like
Exons: 1
Coding region: 1-1947 (648 amino acids)
Source: RefSeq, a predicted model, not a curated record
AUGGCCGAAGGUGGACGCCCUCCAGACCUGGACUUACACUUACUGGGAUGUCCUAUCUGUCUGGAGCGACUUCAGAAACCAAAGUCAUUACCCUGUUUCCACUGCUUCUGUCAGGAAUGUCUCGGGACCUACAUCACGAAAGAGUUGUCAGGGAAGAUGGAGUCAGAAACAUCCUUCCCUUGUCCUGUCUGUAGGAGGGUGACCCCGCCUGUCAAUCAUGUGGAAUCUAAGGACAAAUGGGCAGAAAUGUUCCCAACUAACGCUGUGAUCCAGAACCUCAUCCGGCUCAAAGAACGAUCGUCUGAACCACUGUACUGUAAACCCUGUCAGACAAAAGGUAACAUGACGAAUCAUGCUAAAUUCUGGUGCCAGGACAUGAAGGCGAAUUUUUGUGAGACUUGUAAGACACAGUUUCAUGAUUUGAUACACAGUUAUUGUGACAUCUUGGAUAUAAGCGGAUAUGGUGGAGCGCGACCAAAACAGGAAAAGUCGGCCCCUCGAUGUGACCAACACGAUAAGAAGAAAGUUUGGUAUUGUGAGGACCAUCAACUCUUAGGAUGCCAGAUAUGCGUUUUUGAAAACCACAGACGUUGUGAGGAAGUGACAACAACGAUAAAGUAUUUUCAGAAAAUAAAAGAUGAAUCACGGCUCGAAGACAUGCAAGACAUGCUAAAGAAAAACACGGAGAAUAUUGGCUUAAUAGUGAAGGACUUUUACGAACAGCUUCAAAAUCUGGUACAGAACCAGGAAGUCGCACUACAGAGUAUCACCGAUCUACGUCAAAAUGUCGAUAAACAGCUAAACACGCUACAGAAGGACGUCACAGACAAGUUGAUCGCGUCGUUCAAAGAAGAGAAGAUAAACAUGGAGGCGUCAUUACGGCAGUGUGAACAUCUGAUGAAUAGUAUGUUAAAUACCAUGAAGUCGUCCGUUACCGCCGUGGAGGGAAAUGACCACAUUGAGACGAUAGUGUUGUACCAGCGGGGACAGGCAGAGUUGGAGUCGUGUAAGGCUCUGUUAACGGACAUGAGGAAGUCGUACACGUUCGUAAGCGUUAAACAUCAUAUUGCUAGUGAACUAGGUAACCUUGAUGGUGACGCAAUGGGAAAGAUCAUCACCGAGAAACAACCACGACGUUUCCCUGGCAGCCACUGUGAUCUAGUACCACACUUGUUAGAAAGCAAAGUGAAGGAAAUCGGAAAGUUCAACAUGAAGAUUCCGUCCCGUGGUGUUGUGUUCCUCCCAUGUGAUCAAAUAGUGGUAAGUGAUUACAACAACAAAAAGCUGAAGCUGUUUACAGACAAGGGACAGUUACUGGACGAGUUGACCAUUCGAGGACGUCCCAAUGAUCUGUGUCUGGUAGACAACAACACUGUGGCGGUCUCUGUCUACAGUCCUGGUGGUAUACAUGUCGUGAAAGUCAAGGCAUCCAAACUCUCCCUGUCGUCUGAGAUCAGGAUGUCAAACGAUGAGGAGUACCUUGGUAUAACACAUACAGACGGGAGGUUUAUCGUGGGUACAGAAGGAGGAGGAGUGUAUAGUGUAACACAGGACGGCGUGACUGACUUGUUACAUCAGUAUAACAGGAACUGUUACUCACUCACACGUGACCCAGUAAAGGGAGACACACUCGUCAGUGUCAAUAACUACAACAAGGGAGACGUCGUGGUGUCCAGACUGUCGGCUGACAAACGUCACACGGACGUGAUGAAGGUCGGCGUCGUGAGGUAUCCGAGGGGAAUAGACGUAGACAGGGAGGGAAACAUCUACGUGUGUGGUUAUAGUUCACACAACGUCGUACAGAUGUCUGGGGACGGAACACACGUCAGGGAACUACUGACGUCAUCCGAUGGGAUACACAGACCAUGGGCAAUAUCUGUAAAUGGUGGCAAGUUUGUUGUCACUAACUAUGGAAACACCAAUAUCCGGGUCUUUGAGCUUUACUAA